This is a messenger RNA of Saprolegnia parasitica CBS 223.65, 1620 nucleotides long. RefSeq lists its product as hypothetical. Gene Ontology annotation, molecular function: phosphatidylinositol kinase activity. The coding region runs from base 1 to 1620 and encodes 539 amino acids. The transcript is spliced from 10 exons. Gene Ontology annotation, biological process: phosphatidylinositol metabolic process. NCBI's taxonomy places the organism in Eukaryota, Oomycota, Saprolegniomycetes, Saprolegniales, Saprolegniaceae. The record is from RefSeq and is a predicted model, not a curated record.
AUGGAGAUCAAGCCGCGGGAGCCACCGCGCCGACCGACGCUCACCUCGCACAAGUCGGCGGGCUCGCUCCUCGACGACGCCGGACUCAAGCGCGCAGAUGGCCGCAGCGUCGACGACAACGAACACGCCGUCGGACGCCGCAGCAGCAAGCCGCAUCUGAGCAUCGACAUCCACGAAGCCAAACCGCCUUUUCCUCUGGGAAAGCGCCGGUCCGUCAGUGACGCCUCGCUCAAGCUCAGCCAAGGCGACGUGCUGGGCCACGAUAUGCUCGUGUCGCGGCCAGGCUCGCCGGCAGCCAAGGCCAUCGACAUGACCAACCAGAUCCAGCGCGCGCGGCAUGGCACACUCUUGACGUCGCCGACGGCUGCGUUCAAAAAGCCCGACGGCAACGAAAUCCACGACCAACAUGAGCAGUAUACGCUCACGUACGGCAUGAUGACGGGCAUUCUCGCCUCUGCGGGCAGCAUGGACCUCUUCAAGCAGCGCCUGACCAUGAACGACUUUAUGCGCGUGGACAAGCGUAACUUCCCCGCGAACCCGAGGUCCAAGCUCAAGCACGAGUUCAAAUUCAAGGACUAUGCGCCCGACAUUUUUCGGCAGAUUCGCCGGCGCUUUGACAUUGACAGUGCCGACUACCUCGUGACGCUCUGCGGCGACUUCAACUACAUCGAGUUCAUGUCCAACUCGAAGUCGGGCCAAUUUUUCUUCUACUCGCACGACGGGCGCUUCAUGAUCAAGACGCAGACGCAAGGCGAGUCCAAGUUUCUCCGGCGCAUUCUACCCCACUACUACAAGUUUGUGAUGGAGAACCCAAACACGCUCGUGACGCGCUUUUACGGCAUGCACCGCGUCAAGAUGCACCACCUCAAGACACAAAUGCACUUUGUCAUUAUGGCCAGCGUCUUCAAUACGCCCAAGGAGAUCCACCUGCGCUUUGACCUCAAGGGCUCGACCGUCGGCCGGAACGCGUCGCCGGACGAGAAGAAGCGCCGCGGCGUCCUCAAGGACAACGACCUCAUCGAGGAGCAGAUCCAUCUCUCGCUCGGGCCGGCUCGGCGGGCCAUGAUGCUCGAGCAGCUUCGCAAGGACGUGGCGUUCCUCAAGCGCAUGAAGAUCAUGGACUACAGCUUGCUCGUGGGUAUCCACGAUGCCGGCCAAGAGAUCCUCGCGCCUGGCGCCACGCUUGCCACCGAGAUCGACUUGGCCGAGCAAAAAAAGAAGCUGCAGCAGCUGCAACAGCCGACUGUGUUUGGGAGCGCAGCCGAGUCGACCGUGCAGCUGGACGACGACGACGACGACGAUGACCUUGGCGCCUUGGAUCCUGGCGUCCCACCCCCGACGUCGCCACGCGUGGAUCCUGUCAACAAGGAGCCGACCGGGUCGAUCUUCUGCAAGGACCUCGGCGGCAUCCGCGGCCGGCGCGCAUCCGGGAAGAAGAACGGCUUUGUCUACUUUGUCGGGAUCAUCGACAUUCUGCAGCAGUACAACAUGCAGAAGCGCGCCGAGACGCUCAUCAAGGGCCUCCAGCACAACGCCAAGGAGAUCUCGUCCGUGGACCCCGACUUGUACGGCAACCGCUUCAUCGAGUUUAUGGAGAAAUUUGUGCUCGUCGACGACUAG